AUGGGUAAUCGUCCAUCGGUGGUUCAAUCAACAUAUCCAAGACAUGGCGGUCCUCCAUGGGGUCCUCCACAUGGAGUACAUGGAAUUCCCACGACAGCUCUCCCCUCCCGUCAUCCUCCUCCUCGUUUUGGAUCAGCUCCUCCCCGGCCUCAAUCUCUUUAUGAGAGAACUCCGUACAGUUUUGUGCCUCAUCAGGGCCCUCCACCACCGCCGCCUGGUCAUCCACAUUCACAAUUGAGACGAUCUCAAAUGUCCCUAAAUGGAGCCGAUUCGGGCUAUAUGACAAGUCCCGGCGACUCUGAUCGUGCCAAGCGAGCCAGCCGUUUAUCACUACACGAAUUUGCAUUUGAUGCAAGACCAAUCAUUAUGGCUAGCCCAAAAACAAUGAAGAAACUCGAGAAGCGUCACAAGAAAAUGCUCAAAAAGAUGGGUGCCAAGAUGCCUCCGAUCGCUUUUGCUCCAGGUGCAAUGCUUCCACCGCCACAAAUGCAUCCAAUGCGUGCACCUCCCCCACCCAAUCAAUUUCAACGAGCCAUUAGUUUUGACAAUCUUCACAGACAUCGAAUCGACAUUGAUAGAGCUCAAAAGGAAGCAUGGAUCGAACAGAUGAGACGCUCACAGAUGGCACAUCCAAGAGUGGAGAGCACCUCAACAGCAGCUCGUUCCUCAUCGGGCAGGGGGUCUCUUUCACCUUCUCCACUCACCACUUCUUCUCCAUUUGCCUCCUCUCCAUCUGAGUCACAAAAUAAUGUUGACGGUUGGACAGACAAUCGCCGCAGUGAUCGCUCAAUGGGAAUGAUGCAGUCAAAAGAAGAACCCAGAAAACAGAAAGAUAUUCGAGAAAGGAAAAUUCCUGUUCAAAUUCUAACGCGAAUCCGGCCCGAAUCUCCCGUUCACUACGAGACAGCUCGAGCACCAAUCAAUGCAAAACCGCAAAACAGCCGUGAUCACAAUCACGAAAUUUUACAGGAAUUGAACCCAUCACCAGCUGUUCUCCGCGAGCGAGUCCACAACAUUGAGCGAGUCGAGAAGAGAAUCUCCACCUCUUGCACUUAUGCACAACCCAUUCCCCGGGAUCGAAAUUCUCGAUUAACGGAAACGGGCUAUUCAUCAUGUCGAUCUUCAGUCUCUGGAAUGCCCCGAGGAGAUCAAUCCGAAAUUGAUUUCAGUUGGGUGAGAGAUGAGGAGAAGAAACUCAACGAUAAAGUCAAGUUCUCUUCAAAUAGAGAAGCUUCUUCUUCUCUCCCCGAAUUUUAUUUUGGCAUGGAUCCGCCAAAGAUUAAUGUCAAUGAGAAGAAGGAAAUCAAUCGUCCAGAUAAUAUGGGAGCGAGUCCUCGAAUGGACGCUGAUGUGCGCACAAAGCUAGCCUUUUUUGAGCGAGAAGCGAGAGAGGCCGAGAAUGAAAGGAGGAAAAGUCUUAACGCCAACGAGAUCCACGAUCGAUUGCCGAAUGAUGAAUUGUUGACUCCAAAAAUCAUCGAGCCAAGAUCUUACCAUGAAAUCCCGUCACAUGGACCAGCAGAAAGAAGAUUGCAAAGAAUCUCGAGAAAUUUGGAGGCUCAACACCUUCACGAUCAAUACCGAGUGACUCCAAUCAAUUCCCAUGAGAAUUGUGAUCGGAAAUGGCGCUCAUCAAUGGCCUUU
Messenger RNA from Mesorhabditis belari, 1644 nucleotides. Lineage: Eukaryota; Metazoa; Nematoda; Chromadorea; Rhabditida; Rhabditidae. The record is from the annotation of a GenBank genome assembly.